AAAAAAAUUUCGUCGCCAGUUUUCGAUUCAUUGAAAAGUUCAUAAUAUUCAUUUUCUUCGUUUGUUUCGAAUGUUUUAUUCUUCUUCGUCGAUUCGCCUCCGUAUAUCCCUAACUAAGUAGUUUAUCGAGGUUGUUCAGCCUCAACAACGUGUUUGGAAGCACACACAAAAAAAAAAACAACCAAACAAAAAGAGAACAUUUCAAACUUUGUGCAUUAUAAGAAUGGACACUUUUUUUUCGAAUGGAUUUUAACGAAGAAAAUAAGGAAAAUUAGCUGAUAUCUUGAAUAAUUUAAGUUUUUUAUUAUCCUUCCUCGAAUCGGUGCGACAGAGACGCUCCACUUAAGAAUCAACCUAUGAAACGGAUUACGUAAAAAAAGAGAGAGAGAGAAAAACGAAAGAAAUAUUUGAUAUGUAUGUGAUCAUCUGUUUUGUGGCUUUGGUGUUGAAUGUCAGCAUAACAGUACUGUAGUAAGGCACAUAUUUGCACAAGCGAUUGAACACGACAAAAUGAACCAUUUGGUACACAAAUCCACUUGUCUCAAAGGAACGAAUCUUAUGUGAUACAAUUUCAUUCUGUUGACAUACAAACACAUUCUGUUCUUUGGCAGACGCAAAUUUACGUAAAGGAUUGAAAAUGAAUUUCAUACCAUAUAAUCAAUAAACAAAGAAAUGAUGACUAAAAAAAUAAAGAAAAACAAAGAAUGUAAACAAUAAUCCAACUGACGAACAUUUUUUUACUCGAAAUCAUUUUCAAAUUGUAAUAGCGUCGAAGAGUGCGCAUUGCUAACGGUUGUGUAUGACCGAGAAGCAAAAAAUAAUAAUAAAUAAGCAAAAAAAUACCAACCAAGACAUAUAGUACAUAUACAUCCUAAAUAUCAUCGUGUUUCAAGUCGAAUUCGGUUUGUUUGCAAAAGCGGGAACAUACGAUUUCGAACGUCCACAUUAUGUACAGUAAUAAGUUUUUAGUAACAAUAAUAAAUCGAUAAAAUAAAAAGAAAAUGUAGAUUGUUAGUGAAUACAUGCAUGCGAUACGGUGAUUGUUGUGUGCGUAUUAUAUUGUACAAAUAUUGUAUUAUAUGCGAUUAUAUGGGACAAGUUUAUUUUCAUCAUUUUCAUCGGAAAAAUGUUGAUGAUUGUAGAAAAAUAAACGAAAAGAAGAGGAAGAAGAAAACGGGCGAAGAAAGAGAGCGAAAAAAUCGAGUGGCAAUAACGUCGAAAUAAUUACAUUAUACGAUAUAAUCAAAUUUGUUGUUCAAGUGCAAUAGUUGUGUUAAAAAUAUUUGUUUGACAUAGUAAAAGCGUUGUUAGAAGGACAUGUGCGCAUAUGAAAGAGAGAGUCCAUUUAAAACGAAGCAAAAGAAGAAAAAACAAAUAAAUGACGAAAAUUGACCGUCGAAAUCGUUCAAUUGUGUGGAUUCUGUGAAUGAAUGUGGUUUCUCGUUUGAAUGUUCGUUCGGUGCAUCGAUUAGCCACGUUUUUAUUCCGUUUGUUUUGCGCUAUUGUCGUAUUUUGUUUUUUGUUUCGUUCGGUGUUUUUUUUCUCUUGUUGUUGUUGUUAAUAUUAUUUUGGCGCUAGAAUAAGUACAAUACUACAUUUAAAUAAUUGUGAUUUUGUUCCUGAUGGAUUUUAAAGAAAAUUCCAAGCCAAAGAAAUCCAUAUUGAAUACAUUAUUAUUAAAACGUUCCACAAAAGUUGAACCGCAUCCAUCAUCAUCAUCAGUUGACGAACAAUCGGAUCAUUCGCAAUCGAAAAACAAUAACAACAGCAGCAAUUACGAUGAUCAUCCGUAUCGGCAAUUAUCAUCGAACGAACAUCAUAAUCCAUUUCAAACAAGCGUUUCGGCUAGCUCAACGCCAAUCAAACGACUGCACAAAAUCGGAAGACUAAAUAAAUUUUGGCAUUGCCAUAGUUCAUCAAAUCAAAGCCUAACCAGCAAUCAAUCCGCUCCGUCCUAUUGUUUAAGAAAGAUCAGCAAUAAUGCCAAGAAGAAAAUUCGCAACAAAACCGAUCGUUACAGUCAUCCGAUAGGUAAUUCAAAUCUAAUACCCGAUCAAAAUGCAUUCGAUGCAUUUUACGCCGUUGACGAUUAUAUCGAUGAUGAUGAUGAUGAUGAUGAUGAUGACGAUGAUGAUGCUGUUGAUCACAUUGAGAAUGUUGGCAAAAGCCCAUCGAAUAAGAAUAGUGUACACUUUUAUUCAAAUGACCGACACAAUGUGCCGUAUUCAAUUUCAAACGAAGGAUUUAACAACGGUGGUGGUAGUUGUCACAGUAGUAGUGUCGGCGGUCGCAGCAGCAGCAUCACAUACAAAACAAAUAGUAUAGUCACAAGUAAAUCCCAAGAACAGAUCAUUGUAAAUGAUAUUGAUGAAAGUGUUGUUUGUGAUUCGAGCAAACAACAGUCACCCACAUCAAAAUCACAUGAUGGCAAUUUUGCAUUCAAUCGUGAUGAUUUGGAUUUUCCAGCUGGUCAUUCGAUUGCAAUGUCAGCGUGUCGAUCGAGACUUCGUGAACGAUUAUUGCCGCCCGGCUACGCAAAUCGAUGCAAUUCAUCAUCAAAGGAACAUCAAUCGCAUCCAUUGCAACAACAAGAACAACAUCAACAGCAUCAACAGCAUUAUUCAUUUCCAAACAUUGUCGAGAAAAGCACGAAUCCAACGUCCAACGAACAUCGAAAUAGUCGUUCUAUUUCAUGUGACUUAUUACCAAAUGCCAAGCGAACCGGAAAAACGGAAUCAUUGGCAAAAAAUUCAUUAAUAGCUGCACAUUUAAUAAAUUUGAUUCCAACUGAGGUGGCACGAGAAAGGAGCUAUUUGGCGAAUAAUUUAGCUGUGAGGCCAGCAGAAUUGUUGGGUCCCACGGAACUGGAUCGUGUUCUGCCGAUGCGAGAAAUCAAAGUUUUUGUUGGAACAUGGAAUAUGAACGGUCAACAUCCACCAAAGCAAAUGAAUGAUUUUGUAUUUCCGGCGGGAGUUGAGCAUGUACCUGAUUUGGUUGUUAUUGGAACACAGGAAUCGUCUUCCCUUCGAUUUGAGUGGGAAGUAAUUUUACAGGAAACGCUUGGACCAUCACAUGUAAUGUUGCAUGCCACCAGUUUAGGAACAUUACAUUUGGCGGUAUUUAUUCGACGUGAUUUAAUCUGGUUUUGCUCAAUACCCGAAGAUGAUUGUUUAUCCGUGCGACCGGGCACGGCAUUCCGUACAAAAGGUGCUGUUGCAAUAUCAUUUUGUUUAUUUGGCACAUCGAUGUUAUUUGUGACGUCACAUUUAACGGCACAUCAACAAAAGGUCAAAGAACGUGUUAGCGAUGUUAAGCGAAUCAUUCAUGCAUUGGAUUUGCCAAAGAAUUUACAUUUGCGUAGCAAAAAUAAAGAUGUAACACAAAAUUUCGAUGCAGUAUUUUGGUGUGGCGAUUUAAAUUUUCGUUUGGGUGAACCACGGGAAAAACUUCUCAAAUGGAUUGAAACGACACAAUUUCCGUUGCCAUCACAUUUACCCCAUGGUUAUAUGCAUACAGAUCAAUUAAAAUCGGUAUUGGCCAAUGGUGCUGCAUUCAAAGAUUUUAAAGAAGCAAAUAUUACAUUUCCACCGACCUACAAAUAUGAUCCGGGCACGCAAAAAUUCGAUACAUCCAGUAAACAAAGAGCACCCGCCUAUACCGAUAGAAUUCUGUACAAAUAUAAAUCGAAUCCAUUUGGAUUGCGUCGUGAGAGUAAUUUAACCAGUUUUUUGCAUAGCGCUAUUGUGGAAUGUAUUGCCUAUGAUUCGGUGCCGAGCAUUGUGUCAUCCGAUCACAAACCAGUCUGGGCAUUAUUCAAAACAUGCAUCAAACCUGGAAUUGAUUCAAUACCAUUAGCUGCUGGCUUAUUCAAUCGCGAUGUAUACAUUGAAGGAAUGAAACGAAGACUGACCAAAAAAACUACAGAAUCGUCAAAUGCUUGUUGCAUUCAGUAGCGAAUUUUUUAUUAUUUAAUUUAUUUAUUUUAUGUUUUAAUUUUAGGAUUUUAGCCAUGUAAAGAGAAGAAAAACAAACAAACAAACCAAAAAUGUAUAUUAUGUAAAACUAAAAAGGGGAGAGGCUUUGCUUUUAAGUCAAUCAAUUUCUAGUCAUUUAUCAUGAUCGUUGUUCGUAUAUUGCCAACGAUUCACUGUACAAUGAAUAUCUUAUCAAAAAAAAAUUUUGGUUUUUGUCAUAUUUUUUUUUUGUUUCGUUUUUUCGCAAUAUUGAUUGCGCAGAGAUAACAGGUUGCAAUUUGUUUAUGUAUACGGUCUGCUUGUAUGAAUUUAUAUAGAUUGUAUAUUUUAUUGUCGAAUUCGAAAAUGUGUGAAGUAAAUGCCUUAAGUGUGAAAUUGAAUGAAAAUUUAAUUGCUGUGACAGUGAUACAAAGCUAAAAAAGAUAUACAUUUGAAUCAUUAAAUGAAAAGGAAAAACAAUAGAAAAAAAACUAAAUCAAAUAAACAUUGAAACUAAAUAAAUGACUGUUUUUGAAGAAGUGCUUAAGAAAGAAAUGUCAUUGUUUCAACGUCAUACUAAUUUCGGUUAUAUUAGUAAAUGAAAGCCAAUUCGGUCUGGUUUGAGUUGAUAUUUUAUUAGAAUAUACCGACGUUUC
This is a messenger RNA of Contarinia nasturtii (swede midge), 4609 nucleotides long. RefSeq names its product inositol polyphosphate 5-phosphatase E (gene INPP5E). The coding region runs from base 1623 to 3953 and encodes 776 amino acids. Gene Ontology annotation, biological process: phosphatidylinositol dephosphorylation. Lineage: Eukaryota; Metazoa; Arthropoda; Insecta; Diptera; Cecidomyiidae. The record is from RefSeq and is a predicted model, not a curated record. Gene Ontology annotation, molecular function: phosphatase activity. The transcript is spliced from 7 exons.